Messenger RNA from Salarias fasciatus (jewelled blenny), 4265 nucleotides. RefSeq names its product arrestin domain containing 1b (gene arrdc1b). Bases 52 to 1356 code for a protein of 434 amino acids. NCBI's taxonomy places the organism in Eukaryota, Metazoa, Chordata, Actinopteri, Blenniiformes, Blenniidae. Gene Ontology annotation, molecular function: ubiquitin protein ligase binding; ubiquitin-like ligase-substrate adaptor activity. Gene Ontology annotation, biological process: protein transport. The transcript has 8 exons. Gene Ontology annotation, cellular component: cytoplasm. The record is from RefSeq and is a predicted model, not a curated record.
CGCGAGCGACGCGCGCGCAGCAUCAGCGGCGCAGAGCGCAGGAGCGGAGCCAUGGGAAAGCUGCAAGAAUUUGACAUCACUUUUACCAACAACAAGGUGGUCUACGGCCCGGGGGAGUCGAUCAGCGGCACUGUGAAGAUCCGGACGGGGAAUUCACUGCAGUACAAAGCCAUCAAGGUGAACUGCCAGGGCUCAUGUGGGAUCUCCAACAAAGUGAACGACGCCUCGUGGAUUCUGGAGGAGCAGUACUUCAACAGCACGCUGUCUGUCGCCGACAAAGGGACUCUGGGGCCCGGUGAACACAGCUUCCCCUUCCAGUUUCUCAUUCCAGUCGCGGCGCCGACGUCCUUCGAGGGACCCUUCGGGAAGAUCGCUUACCGCGUCAGGGCCGUGAUCGACACGCCCCGCUUCUCCAAAGACUACAAAGCUCAGAAACCUUUCUAUCUGCUCAACCUCCUCAACCUCAACGAGGUGCCCGACAUCGAGCACCCCAGCCACGCCGUGACCACCAAGAAGUUCAGCUACCUGCUGGUGAAGAGCGGGACGCUGAUGCUGAAGGCGCGCAGCGAGCUGAGGGGCUACAUCCCCGGGCAGGUCAUCAAGCUGGCCACCGAGAUCCACAACAAGUCGGGCAAAGACACGGGCUGCGUCCUGGCCAGCCUCAUUCAGAAAGUGACCUAUAAGACCAAGCGGCCUGUGUACGACCUCCGGACCAUCGCCGAGGUGGAGGGAGCCGGGGUGAAGGCCGGGAAGCACGCCGAGUGGAGGGAGCAGAUCAUCGUCCCUCCUCUUCCUCAGUCGGCUCUGGCCGGCUGCAGCCUCAUAGACAUCGACUACUUCAUCCAGGUGUCGCUAAAGUCUCCGGACGCCGUCGUCACCCUGCCCAUCUACAUCGGCAACAUCGCUGUGAACCUGUCUCCCUCGAGGACCGUGCCCUCCAGCCCGGACCCCUGCGGGGCGGCGGGCGUGACGCCGAGCGCCCCGCCGGCCGAGGACGAGCCGGAGGAGGAGCUGUGCGCCGGAGGCCUCGCCAGCGAGGCGAUCCCCACCAAGAGCCACUCCCAGCAGGACCCCUCGGGUCAGCCGGUCACCAUGUCCCCCAGCGCCUUCAGCCACGCCCCCGGCGCCGCCGUGCCGCCCGGCCACCGGCGGCCCGACGCCUCGGCGCCGCUGUUCUGCGUCUCCACCGGAGCCACCAUCCCGUUCUUCACCGAGGGGAACGUGACGCCCGUGCCCACUUCCUGUUCCCUCAUCCUCCCCCCAGAGUACAGCAGCUGGGACUACCCUCACGAGCCUCCGCCCACCUACGAGGAGAGCUGCAGCAGCGCCAACUCCAGCUUUAACAGCAGACAGUAGAGACUUGGGGUCACGAGCCGUGGCCACGCCCACCCACACCUGUCUGCGUCCGCCUUUCAGUCCACCUGGGUGAAGGAAGAUGUUUUGUUUUUCUACUGAAGAAAAAAAAAAGGGAUCGUGUCUAAAAGUGAACGAACGAACUUUGAUUUCACCUCCGGUUCCAGCAGGUCGUGUCAGACAGAACGGGUGAACAACACUGUGCCUAAAACACCAGUUUCAGAUUGUUGUAUAGCAUUUAGUUCAGUGAGUGAACGCAACUGAUUCUUGGAGGAGGAGGAGGGAACUGAACCCCCCCCCCCCCCCCCCCCCCCUUUUUUUUUUUCUUUUUUUUUUUCAACAAACUGCUGCAUCUGUGAUGCCUUGAGAACAGGUUUGGCCACGUCAGGUCAUCUCACUCUGGCCUUUUGGGUGUAUGUGUCAUUCCAAACAUGUCGUCCACGCCUGUGUGUGUGUGUGUGUGUGUGUGUGUGUGUGUGUGUGUGUGUGUGUGUGUGUGUGUGUGUGUGUGUGUGUGUGUGUCCAGGCUGACCUGCACGUCUUAGGUGAAAACCUCUGUGUCUGCUCUCACUAUGUUUAUUCCAUGUUUUUUUUUUUUCUUUUUUAAUUAAAAUCCUGCUUAAAGGGUCAAAGGGAAACCUCACAGCUGUGUUGCGAUCACACAUUUAUUUUAUGAGAAAGAUUGGGGUGAAAUUUUGUGCACUGUUAGGCCCUUUUAUCAAAACUCAUAAAGUAGAAAAAAAGAAUUCCAAGUAUGUCAGAACAGUGUCUUCAGCAUGUAUACUGUUUUUAAUAGCUUAGAUUUCAAUAGGCUUCAUCAGAAGAAGUAAAAAAAUUAGUAAUUAUUGGACUGUGCAAGAAAGUGAAAUUUAUUCACAUUAUUGAAACGUUUCCUUUUUUCAUCGGUUUCUUUCAGGAACGUCGGCACUGCCAGCUUGUUUUGUUUCUGAGAGGUUUCACUUAGAUCCUGUGAUUCUGUGUCUGUGUGUAUCCCCAGAACUGAAUGUGCUCAACAAAAUGUGAGUGUGUGUGUGUGUGUGUGUGUGUGCGAGUAGCUGAACUUGUGUUUGCAUAGAUUCGUGUCAGUUUGUGUCACUGAGAUCUGGAUGUGGAUGGUUCCUGUAAGCGUCUCCUGUCUCGAUGCGUCUUCACGAUCUCCUGCCACGACAUUGAUUUGCUCCUAACAAAGGGUUUUGUUUGCCCUCAUUAUGCACUGGCAGGCUCAGGCUUGUCUGUAAACAACCUUCUUACCAUGAAGGAGAGCUGCAGCUGGUAUAACGUGACAUGAGAGUAACAUUUGACAAGAGUGGGCCUGUUAGGUUGAAUUUAAGGCAACAAAAACCCAAAGUUACAAACUGCAGGGUGCAGAAUCCAUCUCUGCAUGGAGCAGAAUGAGAGGCCGACAGAAGACAUGUACAGGUGUGUGAAGGCCUCUGCACAGAUCUCACUAUGCACAUGCAAGUUGAGUGAUGCACACACACACACUCACACACACACACACACUGAUACACACAUGUCAUGUAGCACACACAGGCCGAGAGGCAGAGAGUCUGCUGCUAUGAAACCACAGGUUUGUCCCAACAUGGCAGUUCAUCUGCAGCUGGAUGUGAGGAUUUGAACUCUGAUAACUCAACUCUGCCCUCUUGUGGAGCUUCCUGGUUCCAGCGCUCUGUGGUGUUUGUUCAUCUGCUGUGUGUUUUACAUCCUUUUGUUCUCGCAGACUUGACACACUGAGGUUAUCAGACUCUGGUUGUCAUCGGUGAGCCUUUAUCUGAAUCUGAAAAUGAGACUGUGUGCCGUUUUUGCUCUCUUUGUUGCCUUAAACUCUUAUUUUUGUGGCGCUGCACGUUGACACGGAUGUGCACAGCACAGCACUUUUCGAUGGUGUGAGUGCACGGCUCCACGCUCGUGUGUGAAGGCGUGGCCGUGUGAAUAGAGAAUAGAUUAUUUGAUUAUUUGGACUGUUUUCCAGGCGUUUUCUUCAGAUGUCCCACUUUUCAUGCUUCUGUGUUCAGAUUAUAUAUUGGAGUCGUUUUUUGUUUUACAUCUUUGUACAACAGCUGGGUGAAACAUAUUUAUGAUCAGCGUCAGGGUUUCCUCUUCUUAUCACUCCUCAAGUUUGUCUGGAAGUCAUCCAGAAACCACACUGACCUGAUAUUUGUUACCAUGUGUCUAUUGCCACAUCUUGGGUGAAAACCUUCAGUUCUCAUUGAUUAUUGACUUUUUGAGGGAAACCUAAGCUGAAAAUCCAAAAUAUGACAAUUUGUGCUGAAUGUUUUUUCUUUAUUAUUAUUAUUAUUAUUGUCAAUGCUCAUGAACAGCACUCCAAAUCUCGUUGGCACGUAACUCCAGGAUCGAGCACAAGCUUCGACUGCCAUCCCAAUAGCAAUGUUGUGGCUCCACAUUACAGUGAGUGCAUGCCUUAAAGCAGCCGGGACUCCCACGGCUUCACGGCGGACUCUCCCCUCCGCUCUUCCCCUCCUGCGAACUGUUCAAAGUACACUGGACCUUUGAGAUGUAGCUUCUUAAAAUGACGGCACACUGGACUUUUACCGUUGGUAUUUUGGAUUUAGAAAAUAUGUGCAAUUCCUGUUAUCUCCCCAGACUGCCGCAGCUCCCUGAAGUCAUUUCACGCUGCCUUUAUCUGUCCUCCUCUUCACCAAAAGGUACUAUAGCUUUACCGAGCCUCCCUCCUCCUGUUCCAUGCUCUCAUUUUCCCCUUCCCCCUCACAUACUGAUGAGUGGUGUCUGGUUUUGUAUUUUUCUACUUGUAAAACUGUUUACAGGUGCAGUAUGAGCAUACUAACAGUCGCACCUCAAACCAGUACAUGUAAUAUUUCAACUCGCAGUGCAGAAUCGGAGUUGUACUGUACAGCAUAACAAUAAAACUAUAUGGCGUGUGUUUUGCCAGC